GCGGGGCCGCGGCCGCCCCGGGCGGGGGGCGUGAGGGGGCGGCCGGGCCGAGGUGCGGGCGCUGUGUCGCGACUCACCCCGCCUGGCGCGAUGCUCCCCGGUGAGGGCGGGCCUCCGUACCCUCUUCCCUCUUCCCUUUUCCCUUCCCCCUCCCGGCGGCGGCGGGGAUGACGCACGUCCGGCGCGGUCCGUGCACAGGGCCCGCCCCCCCGCCAUGCCCGCCGGCGUGCCCUGGCCCACCUACCUGCGGGCGCUGGCGGCCAGCAUGCUGGCCAUGUUCGCGGGGGCCGAGGUCGUGCACAGGUACUACAGGCCUGACCUUAGCAUACCUGAAAUACCUCCUAAGCCUGGAGAACUGAGAACAGAGCUGUUGGGUCUAAAAGAAAGAUCAAGCGAAAUUCAGACUUCACAAGAGUGACCAGAGUUUAUUUUCAUUGUGAAAACUAGAACUGAUAAAAUAUCGAUCCAACUGUUUCAGUUGCAGAAAUACAUAUGUGAAAUACUGUGCUCCUGUAAUGUGUCUUUGCUUUCCUUUGAGCCGAGUUGCAGACAGCAUUAAAAACGAACAUAGGUAAAAGUCCCA
Vidua chalybeata is the source of this 583-nucleotide messenger RNA. Its product is annotated as protein brawnin. The transcript is spliced from 2 exons. The coding region runs from base 215 to 418 and encodes 67 amino acids. Gene Ontology annotation, biological process: mitochondrial respiratory chain complex III assembly. Lineage: Eukaryota; Metazoa; Chordata; Aves; Passeriformes; Viduidae. The record is from RefSeq and is a predicted model, not a curated record. Gene Ontology annotation, cellular component: mitochondrion.